Symphalangus syndactylus (siamang) is the source of this 2493-nucleotide messenger RNA. RefSeq names its product carboxypeptidase X, M14 family member 1 (gene CPXM1). Gene Ontology annotation, molecular function: zinc ion binding; metallocarboxypeptidase activity. Gene Ontology annotation, biological process: proteolysis. Lineage: Eukaryota; Metazoa; Chordata; Mammalia; Primates; Hylobatidae. The record is from RefSeq and is a predicted model, not a curated record.
ACCUCCAGGCUGGCAGGGGAGCCUCAGAGCCCUGCAGAUGUAGUUUCUCAUGUGUUCUCAUGGGAAGUCCUCCCUGGGUCCCUGUCCCUUUCCUGCUUUCCCUGCUGGCUGAUAUCCACCCCUUUCCAACCUGUUCUCUCGCAAGUCUUUCUGUCUGGACCUUCAUUCUCUAGAGCCACAGAGGAGGCCAGAGUGGCUGCCCCCAACCCACAGGCUCUGAGAAGGCUGCCACAUUCUUCCUCGGGCUCCCUGGCUAGUAUCCUGCCUUCUCUUGCUGCCCCAAGACUCAGACCCAGCACCCAGGCCCCUUGGAGGAACUGGGAUCGGAUCCUCAUGUGCUUCGGGUCUGGGGACCUCAGAACAGCAUGUCCGGAUUCGAGUCAUCAAGAAGAAAAAGGUCAUUAUGAAGAAGCGGAAGAAGCUAACUCGUCCCACCCCUCUGGUGACUGCCAGGCCCCUUGUGACCCCCACUCCGGCAGGGACCCUGAACCCCGCUGAGAAACAAGAAACAGGCUGUCCUCCUUUGGGUCUGGAGUCCCUGCGAGUUUCAGAUAGCCGGCUUGAGGCAUCCAGCAGCCAGUCCUUUGGUCUUGGACCACACCGAGGACGGCUCAACAUUCAGUCAGGCCUGGAGGACGGCGAUCUAUAUGAUGGAGGCUGGUGUGCUGAGGAGCAGGACACUGAUCCAUGGUUUCAGGUGGAUGCUGGGCACCCCACCCGCUUCUCGGGUGUUAUCACACAGGGCAGGAACUCUGUCUGGAGGUAUGACUGGGUCACAUCAUACAAGGUCCAGUUCAGCAAUGACAGUCGGACCUGGUGGGGAAGUAGGAACCACAGCAGUGGGAUGGACGCAGUAUUUCCUGCCAAUUCAGACCCAGAAACUCCAGUGCUGAACCUCCUGCCAGAGCCCCAGGUGGCCCGCUUCAUUCGCCUGCUGCCCCAGACCUGGCUCCAGGGAGGCGCGCCUUGCCUCCGGGCAGAGAUCCUGGCCUGCCCAGUCUCAGACCCCAAUGACCUAUUCCUUGAGGCCUCUGCGUCGGGAUCCUCUGACCCUCUAGACUUUCGGCAUCACAAUUACAAAGCCAUGAGGAAGCUGAUGAAGCAGGUACACGAGCAAUGCCCCAACAUCACCCGCAUCUACAGCAUCGGGAAGAGCUACCAGGGCCUGAAGCUGUAUGUGAUGGAAAUGUCGGACCAGCCUGGGGAGCAUGAGCUGGGGGAGCCUGAGGUGCGCUACGUGGCUGGCAUGCAUGGGAAUGAGGCCCUAGGGCGGGAGUUGCUUCUGCUCCUGAUGCAGUUCCUGUGCCAUGAGUUCCUGCGAGGGAACCCACGGGUGACCCGGCUGCUCACUGAGAUGCGCAUUCACCUGCUGCCCUCCAUGAACCCUGAUGGCUAUGAGAUCGCCUACCACCGGGGUUCAGAGCUGGUGGGCUGGGCCGAGGGCCGCUGGAACAACCAGAGCAUCGACCUUAACCAUAAUUUUGCUGACCUCAACACACCACUGUGGGAAGCGCAGGACGAUGGGAAGGUGCCCCACAUCGUCCCCAAUCAUCACCUGCCAUUGCCCACUUACUACACCCUGCCCAAUGCCACCGUGGCUCCUGAAACUCGAGCAGUAAUCAAGUGGAUGAAGCGGAUCCCCUUUGUGCUCAGUGCCAACCUCCACGGGGGUGAGCUCGUGGUGUCCUACCCAUUCGACAUGACUCGCACCCCGUGGGCUGCCCGCGAGCUCACGCCCACACCAGAUGAUGCUGUGUUUCGCUGGCUCAGCACUGUCUAUGCUGGCAGUAAUCUGGCCAUGCAGGACACCAGCCGACGACCCUGCCACAGCCAGGACUUCUCCGUGCACGGCAACAUCAUCAACGGGGCUGACUGGCACACAGUCCCCGGGAGCAUGAAUGACUUCAGCUACCUACACACCAACUGCUUUGAGGUCACUGUAGAGCUGUCCUGUGACAAGUUCCCUCAUGAGAAUGAAUUGCCCCAGGAGUGGGAGAACAACAAAGACGCCCUCCUCACCUACCUGGAGCAGGUGCGCAUGGGCAUUGCAGGAGUGGUGCGGGACAAGGACACGGAGCUUGGGAUUGCUGAUGCUGUCAUUGCCGUGGAUGGGAUUAACCAUGACGUGACCACGGCGUGGGGCGGGGAUUAUUGGCGUCUGCUGACCCCAGGGGACUACAUGGUGACUGCCAGUGCCGAGGGCUACCAUUCAGUGACACGGAACUGUCGGGUCACCUUUGAAGAGGGCCCCUUCCCCUGCAAUUUCGUGCUCACCAAGACUCCCAAACAGAGACUGCGCGAGCUGCUGGCAGCUGGGGCCAAGGUGCCCCCGGACCUUCGCAGGCGCCUGGAGCGGCUAAGGGGACAGAAGGAUUGAUACCUGCGGUUUAAGAGCCUUAGGGCAGGCUGGACCUGUCAAGAUGGGAAGGGGAAGAGUAGAGAGGGAGGGACAAAGUGAGGAAAAGGUGCUCAUUAAAGCUACCAGGCACCUUA